Messenger RNA from Spinacia oleracea (spinach), 552 nucleotides. RefSeq lists its product as uncharacterized. The coding region runs from base 1 to 552 and encodes 183 amino acids. The transcript has 3 exons. The record is from RefSeq and is a predicted model, not a curated record. Lineage: Eukaryota; Viridiplantae; Streptophyta; Magnoliopsida; Caryophyllales; Amaranthaceae.
AUGUCAAAGGUAUGGUAUAUUGAUUGGAACUAUUGUAUUCGUAGGAUGGUUAUCAAAAAGGGACAAACUGGUAGCAACAAACCUAGGGAAAAACGUGUCGAAGUAGCUCGGAAUAGUAAGCCGCAGAAGGGCAAAGAUCAUGUAGUCGACGAAGAAAUGGAAGAAGAUGAUGAAGAGCGAUCGGUGUCUGGGGAUGACAGUGAAGAAUCUGUAUUUGAAGGGGAUGAAUAUGAAGAUGUAGAAGAGGAAGAAUUUGAGGAUGAGUUAGAUGAGGACGAUGAAUUCGAGGAUGAAUUCAGCCAGAGAAAAGUGAAACUUGAGGAGGAAGAAGAUCUAGAAGAAGAAGACGGUGAAUAUAUGGAUGGGGAUGAAGAUGAAGAAGAGGAUGUUGUUGUUCGAGUUCAGAAAAGAGGGAAGACUUUGAAGGAGGUGGGGCUCAAUGCUUUGAAGAAGAAGGCACAUUUGCAGAUGAUGCAGAAGAGGCGUAGAGAGGAGUAUGAUGAUGUUGAAGAGGGAAGGAGACCUGUGAAGAAGACGUUACUCCUGCGAUGA